AUGCUUGGUGCUCGUAACAAGGGUACUGUUACCGAGAUUGUAACUGAUUCAGAUGAUUCUUUUCUAUAUUAUUUAUUUGCUUUUGGAGUAUGUAUUGAAGGAUUCAAAACCUGUUUCAGACCCGCAUUUGCGGUUGAUGGUACACAUCUUACAGGGCCACGCCAAGGAGUUCUACUGUCAGUCGUUGGAAUGGAUCCCGACGAGUCGAUCUAUCCUAUUGCUUUUGUUGUUGUUGAUUCAGAGAAUAAUGAAUCUUGGGAAUGGUUUAUAAGAAAGUUAGUCGGAGUACUUGGCGAUAAGUAUGUUAUGAAUGAAGAUGUUGUUGUGGCAACAGACAGGCACCCAUCGAUCGGUAGAGACAUAAGGUUGGCAUUUCCUUGUGCUAAUCAAGUAUACUGCAUCCACCAUCUUUCAGAAAAUAUCAGACAGACCUACCACAACGCCACGACUUCGGUGGCAUUUAUAAGAGCUGCAAAAGCGUUUAGCAAUGAUGAGUAUGAACUUGCUAUGAGAAACCUAGGUUUAGUGAGCCCCGCUGCUUUAAAAUCUGUAGUGGAUCUUGGACCGGAAAUGUGGGCCAGGGUGAAGGCUAGAACAGGUCGUUUUACUCUCAUGACUACAAACGCCUGUGAAACUUUCAAUUCAAGAAUAGCUGAUGUUAAAGGUAUUCCAAUCUGUCAUUUAGUCGAUUACAUUCGCAGGUUCCUUAUGGAAUGGUUAUGCGAACGUAGACAACUAGCUCGUGAUCGGCAAGAUCUUUUGAGUCAACAUGCACGGGAUAUAAUCAAAGAAUUGUGGGCUGUGGAAAAAAGGUUUGUUGCUUGCCAUGUCGAUGGGGACGAAUAUGAAGUGGACGAGGGUGACUAUGAAGAGCAGCACACCGUCUAUCUUGACCGAAGGUCUUGCACGUGCAAAGUGUUUGACUAUCAGCAUCUUCCGUGUCCCCACGUACUUGCAGUGUGUGAGACAUAUAAGAUAAAAGAAGAAGGCCUUUGUGGGGAAUAUUAUAAAACAUCGGUUUGGAGAUCUAUGUAUGAACCUAAAAUAUAUGGUGUGCUGAGCCCAGAAACUUGGGAUGUCCCAGCGGAGGUGGAAGAAUGGGUGGUGCUUCCUCCAAAAACUACACCGGAAGUUGGUCGUCGGAGCAUCUAG
Molecule: messenger RNA, 1152 nt
Organism: Papaver somniferum (opium poppy)
Lineage: Eukaryota; Viridiplantae; Streptophyta; Magnoliopsida; Ranunculales; Papaveraceae
Exons: 2
Coding region: 1-1152 (383 amino acids)
Molecular function (GO): zinc ion binding
Source: RefSeq, a predicted model, not a curated record